Molecule: messenger RNA, 3135 nt
Organism: Cheilinus undulatus (humphead wrasse)
Lineage: Eukaryota; Metazoa; Chordata; Actinopteri; Labriformes; Labridae
Gene: mep1a.2
Product: meprin A, alpha (PABA peptide hydrolase), tandem duplicate 2
Exons: 14
Coding region: 42-2162 (706 amino acids)
Biological process (GO): proteolysis
Cellular component (GO): membrane
Molecular function (GO): metalloendopeptidase activity; zinc ion binding; protein binding
Source: RefSeq, a predicted model, not a curated record
AGCAUGUUUACACAUGUAGAGGUGAAAUAAUUCUCUCUCAGAUGGACAGCAUGACGUCUAGGAACAUUUUGGUGAAGAUUGCUGCGUUGAUUGGACUCUUUUUGUUUACUGAGGUCCAGGCUGCUCCGACAGGCUCUGGUGAUGAUGCAGAUGCUGGUGAGCUGAGGGAUGACAUACUAGAGAUCAAUAGAGGGUUGAAUCACCUUUUUGAGGGAGACAUUGCUGGGAAUCCGAGCAGGAAUGCAAUCCUUGAUGAAACAAGAAGAUGGACGUUUCCAAUCCCUUAUAUCUUAACUGACUCUUUAGACCUGAAUGCUAAAGGUGUGAUCCUCCAGGCUUUUGAGGAAUACCGUCUGAGAUCCUGUGUGGACUUUAAGCCCUAUGAGGGUGAGAGCAGCUACAUCUCCUUCACCAAGCUCUCAGGAUGCUGGUCGUAUGUUGGGGAUGAUAAAGUUGGCCAGAAUGUGUCCAUAGGAGCUGGAUGUGACACUAAAGCUGUUGUGGAGCAUGAGCUCCUCCACGCUCUGGGCUUUUACCAUGAGCAGUCUCGCUCUGACAGAGACGAUUACGUCAAAAUCUGGUGGGACCAGAUUGAAGAAGGGAAGGAGCACAACUUCAAUAAAUACGAGGAUGACUUCAUCACUGAUUUGAACACGCCCUAUGAUUACGAGUCCAUCAUGCACUACAGACCUCUCUCCUUCAACAUUAACGACAGCAUACCAACAAUCACCACCACCAUACCGUAUUUUAAUGACGUGAUUGGCCAGCGUCUGGACUUCAGCGCUGUAGACAUCACCAGGCUCAACCGCAUGUACGACUGUGCCAAUACACACACUCUCCUGGACCAGUGCUCCUUUGAGCUGAUCAACAUCUGUGGAAUGAUCCAGAAUGAGAACGACAACGCAGACUGGGUCCAGACUCUCAGCAGCCCAACUGAUGUAGACCACACCCUGGCAGGACGCUGCAGAGACUCUGGCUACUUCAUGAAGUUUGACAAAUCCACUGGUGAAGUUGGAAGCAGUGCCUCUCUGGAGUCCCGUAUCCUCUACCCAAACAGGGACGAGCAGUGCCUGCAGUUCUUCUACAGAAUGACCGGGACCGCUUCAGACAAACUUGUGAUAUGGGUCAAGACUGAUGAUGGGACAGGGACCGUACGGAGUGUCAAGAAGAUCCACACCAUCAUAGGUGAUGGAGAUGACUCCUGGAAAAUUGCCCAUGUGACUCUCAAGAUGACGGAGAAGUUCCGUUACUUCUUCCAGGGCAUCAGAGCGGCGGCUGGCUCUUCUGGCGCCAUCCUCAUUGAUGACAUCACUCUCACAGAAACCGUUUGCCCCAGUGCUGUCUGGCAAAUUCCCAACUUCACCAACAUCCUAGCCAGCACUCCUGCUGGCAGUAAGAUAAACAGCGAGUGUUUCAACAGCCCUGAAGGCUACUCAUUCGGUAUCACGGUUUAUCCAAACGGUAGAGACGCCGAGUACCCAGACUAUGUUGGCGUUACUCUGCACCUCUGCAGUGGGGAAGAUGACGCAGUAAUGGAGUGGCCUGCCAUUAAUAGGCAGGGAACCCUCGUAGUCAUGGACCAGGACCCAGACGCUAAACUAAGGAUGUCGUCAACAAGAAGCUUUACAACAAAAGACGGUGGUGUCCACUGGAACAAACCGACAGCCACUUCAGGAGCAGUGUUUGAUGAAAGCUGUAAUUGUUAUCGCGGUAAGGACUAUGGCUGGAGUACGUUCAUUUCUCACCAGCAGCUACAGAAGAGGAGCUUCCUGAAGAACGCCGACCUGAUUAUCACUGCUGACUUCAAUGAUUUGACCCACCUGAUAAAAUCUGAGGUUCCUGUCACACCAGUUCCACUGAAGCACACUAAAGUGGAGGAGCCAGCUGUGGAGGUGGAAAUAAAACCAGAACUUCCCAAACACAGAGAAGCCCGGUCUGUCAACCCCUGUCACCCCAAUCCUUGUUUUAACGGAGGCCUGUGUGUGGAGACUGGAGGAGCAGCUUCAUGCAGGUGUGCAUCGACACAGACCACCUACUACACCGGUAAAAGCUGCGAGGAAGUGAACAUACAUGGAAACAUUUUGGGAGCUCUGAUUGGUGGAGUAGCGGGGACCGUUUUGCUGACCCUCGCUAUCUUCACCGUCAUCAGGAGAGCUCAGUGAAGCUAAAUUCAGAGGAAUGACGCCUUUAGGUGUCUUUGUUUAUGAUUUUUGACAUAAUAUACAGGAUGUUUUAAAUAAUUACAACUAAAAUACCCCACAUACACCCAUGAGGUACUACUGGUUGAAGACAAGGCUCCUUCACUGCCCUUUUCAUGAUGAACAUUUGGGUGGGAUGCAUGAGUGCUGCUUUUAACCCUUAAGACCCUGUAAAGUGAAAUACAAACUUUGUCUCGUAGCACACUCGAUAUGUUUGAAUAUGGUUGCUGUAAACAUGAGAACACUGAGGUCUACAUGUCACCUCUUUCCUGGCUGGGUUUAAUGUGGGCGGGGCAAAUAUGUGGACAGGUGAUGUCAUCAGCCCACAGUGAGGAAUGACCCCGCCCCUCUAACACUACAAUAUAAUAUCACAGAGCAGUUCAUCUCAGUACAGUCUGUUGUUAGCUGAUGUCACUGCCUUUAUUGAAAGUGUUUUUUGGUUCAUUGUGAGAUAAAUUUGCCAAAUCAAUCAGCUACAGUGAUCCAUGGAUCAUUUAAAGCAUCAUUACAGAGAUUUGAGCCAGAAAAAGGACUUUGUCUCUUCUCUGGCACAGAGCCAGGCAGCUGUACUCUGCUAAUAAUGUUGACAUUCAGACCACCAGGCACCAUCCUGAAGGGAGCAGAUUUUACUGCUUUAUUUUUCAUGAUUUUGAAGCUUAAUUUUGUAAACCAAAAGAUAUUUUGACUGAAAUUUGAUUUAGGGGUUCAUAACACAGUGACCUGUCUUACAACAAACUGAAAUACAGAUGUAUUUUCACCUUACAGGGUCUUUAAAUGCAGUAAAAAAAAAAGGCUUAACUGGUGCCAAACACUGAACCUUUUGCAUCAGUUUAUUAGUGUUUAAUGUGCUUGUUUUUAAUCUAUAUAUUUAAGUAAAUCUUAAUGUUCUUGCUUCAUUAAUUCUUGUUUAGAAAAGUAAAGUCUGAUGUAAAUUCAA